Molecule: messenger RNA, 283 nt
Organism: Rubroshorea leprosula
Lineage: Eukaryota; Viridiplantae; Streptophyta; Magnoliopsida; Malvales; Dipterocarpaceae
Source: the annotation of a GenBank genome assembly
CAUUAGUCAUUGAAUAAGAUUAAAUGAGAAAAUGAAUAGCACCUUAAUGGACUCUUGAAUGACACCUUGAUGACUAUUUGAAUAGCCUUUAGUUGGAUCAUGAAUGUCCCUUUAAUGGUGAGGAAUUACUUCUUCAUUGUGAGAAAUUACAACAUGAAAGAUGAUGAAUGUAAAGGUAUAGCAUCCACUAAUAAAAAAAAUUCACAAUAAAAAGUAAUUUUAUUUUUUUCAUAGUAUCUAAAAAAUAAUGAGACCUAAAUCACAAUAAAAUAAAUAAUUAAAG